UCUUACACUGUGGCAUUAACACUUUGACCCACUUUGCCUGAUUUCUCUUAUUUUUCUUGGAAAAACCAUUUCAACUUGUUGCUGUGAUGCUAAUACUCAACAAUCCCUCCUCGGAACAACCUUCCUAUCACAUGUUGGAGGAACCAUGCCCCUGUCUCGUGUCUGUGGAAUAUUGGUUCUCCUCAGUGUUGGUCUGAUUUCCUUGCCCCCUCCUUGCCACGGAGGGAACAUUCUGGUGUUUCCCAUUGACGGCAGCUCCUGGCUCAACAUGAAGCUGCUGCUGGAGGAGCUUCAUGCCAGAGGACACAGCCUCACUGUGAUCCGAGGCAGCACCACCUGGCACAUCCCAGAGGAGUCUCCUCUUUACACAUCCAUUACAAUUCAAAUGGAUGAGGGUAUGGAGAACUUCUUUGAAGUUUACCUGCAGGAACAAAUGAAGGCGCUGAGAGAAGGGGCGUCAUUCCUAACUUCCUUCAAAAUCACAAAGGAUUUCAUCUCCAUGAUAUUCAAAGCUCAUUCUAUGUGCUCUGAUGCCCUCAUUCAAAUGUUAGAUGAUGAAAGCCUGGUCAAAAGAUUAAGGGACGCCCAAUAUGAUCUUGUUCUCACUGACCCGGCCGUACCACCAGGGGUUCUGUUAGCAAAGUAUCUCAAACUGCCACUGGUGCUACAUGUUCGUUGGAUCCCCAGCGGAGACGGACAAUUUGCCAUAGCCCCCUCCCCACUCUCUUAUAUCCCAGUGCCAGGAUCGGGUUUGACCGACAAAAUGAAUUUCAUGCAGAGGAUCAAGAACCUUUUAAUUUACGGCAUCAUAUUGUUCCAGCACAAAUUCAUGGUCUGGCCAAUCUACGAUGUUGCCUGCAAUAAAUAUAUCGAGGGUGAAUGUGACAUCAUCUCGAUGCUUCAGGAGGCAGACAUAUGGCUGUUCAGGUCCGACUUUGUGUUCGACUUCCCUCGGCCCACGAUGCCGAACGUCAUCUACAUCGGAGGGUUCCAGUGCAAACCGGCCCAGCCUCUGCCAGCGGACCUGGAGCAGUUCGUUCAGAGCGCUGGGGAGCAUGGUGUGAUCAUCAUGACUCUGGGAACCAUGGUUGAGGCUUUACCAAAAGAGGCUGCAGAUGAGAUCGCCAGCGUCUUUGCCAAGAUGCCUCAGAAGGUGAUAUGGCGACACAAAGGGGAGCGUCCCUCCACUUUGGGCGACAACACGCUCAUCGUGGACUGGAUGCCGCAGAGGGACCUCUUGGCUCACCCUCAGACCAAAGUCUUUGUAGCUCAUGGAGGAACCAACGGAGUCCAGGAGGCCAUUUACCAUGGGGUGCCCGUGGUCGGCAUACCCCUGUUCCUUGACCAGUUUGACAACCUUGUACGUUUGCGGGAGAGAGGAGCUGCCAAGAUCAUUGAGCUGGGCGAUCUUAAUGGACAGAGUUUCGAAAAAGGUCUUCAGGAAGUGCUCCUGCAGGACAGCUACAGACAGAACAUGCAGAGACUCUCUAGCUUGCACAGAGAUCAGCCUAUAGCACCCAUGGAUCACGCUAUCUUCUGGGUGGAGUAUGUGAUCCGUCACAAAGGGGCAGCACACCUGCGUACGGAGGCUUAUAAGAUGCCCUGGUACUCGUACUACAGUUUAGAUGUUCUGUUAGUGUUGCUGACUGCUGCGGCUGCACUGCUGCUCUUUACUGUGGCUGUUUUCUGGUUCCUGUGCUGCAGAGGUAGAAGGAAGACAAAAUCUAAAGCUGAAUGAGUUUCAAAAUUUUAAGAAAUCUUAUAGAAUAGGUUCUCUAAAGCUCUGUAGACACAAACGUACUGUGCAUCCUAAGGUAUUUUAUUUGUGCGUCUUUGUUAUAUAGGAAGUGAAAUGACAACCAGUACCAGUACCAGUUGUGUUGAGGAUUUUUGGGCUAAAACCAAUUCAGAUGUGUCAAACCUAACUUGUUAUAUGAAUUGUCUAUCAUUUUAUGUUGAUAAGAGCAAAGAUCAAUAUAUUUGUAUUAUUUCAAAGGAAAGUCUCUGUGUCAUUAUUGCUACAGAAUCAAAUAUACUGUUC
This is a messenger RNA of Pleuronectes platessa (European plaice), 2041 nucleotides long. Its product is annotated as UDP-glucuronosyltransferase 1A5. Lineage: Eukaryota; Metazoa; Chordata; Actinopteri; Pleuronectiformes; Pleuronectidae. Gene Ontology annotation, molecular function: UDP-glycosyltransferase activity. The transcript has 4 exons. The record is from RefSeq and is a predicted model, not a curated record. Bases 146 to 1738 code for a protein of 530 amino acids.